UGUCUUUAAUUCUUAAGCUAGUAGCCUAAACUCAAAAUAAAGGACCAAAUUUAAAGGCUUCAUGGACCCUUUCUUUCUUUUUUAACAAAACUUAGAUAAACCAGGCCACCUAACACUACCUAUAAAGAGUAGUACUAUUAAAGAUGUACUAGUCCACAUCAUGAUCAAAAGCUCAAUAAACAAUACUAAUCUUCCCCAAUUUCCUUCCAAUCUAACCCUUGCAACACCCCUAAUAUUUUACGUAUUGAUCAUCUCAAAUACUCAAACUAAAAACACAAUCAUGCUUAACGUGACCCACUUGCCUAUUGAGCAUAAAUGAAUAUUUUGGCACAAAAUUUCCUUCAAAGAUUCAUGUCGAUGCUUGAAGAUGAAACCUUCUAAAGAACACAAGAAGCUGAAGCUUCAACAGAGAGGAUGCAGAGCUUUGUGUUGCAAUUGCAGGCUUAGUGUCUCUUCUUCGGAGGAAGCAGAAAGCUCCAACUCUGAUCGGUUUGCAUCCAUUUCAAGCCUAGCACACGCCAUGGUUCAAGAGAGGCUAGACCAGAUGAUCAGAGAAAGGCAGGAGACGAGGCAUAUAGAAAGAAGGCGGCACAGAAGUGGAGGGACAAAAUUCGUUGUUAUGGUAGCCAUGGAAAAAUGUUCUUACGAUCCAAGAGAAGAUUUUAGAGAGUCUAUGGUCGAGAUGAUUAUGGCGAACCGCAUUCAAGAGCCCAAGGACCUUCGCAGCCUCUUGAAUUAUUAUAUAUCAAUGAAUUCUGAGGAGUAUCAUGGGAUUAUACUAGAAGUUUUCCAUGAGAAAAUUGGUCUAGUAGUCUGGAACAAUUAUGAGCAAUGUAAAAUGCAUGGGAGGACUACUCAGCUCAUCAGCAGAGUGAUUGCAAAAGUUUCAAAAUUCACUGUUUCCAAUAGGUAUAAGGGUAAUAAGAAAUCAAAGAUCAUCAAUGCCAAAAUGGAACAAAAGAAACUCAAAAUCUGA
This is a messenger RNA of Durio zibethinus, 976 nucleotides long. The record is from RefSeq and is a predicted model, not a curated record. Lineage: Eukaryota; Viridiplantae; Streptophyta; Magnoliopsida; Malvales; Malvaceae.